This is a messenger RNA of Vitis vinifera (wine grape), 2438 nucleotides long. Its product is annotated as putative leucine-rich repeat receptor-like serine/threonine-protein kinase At2g19230. The coding region runs from base 1 to 2340 and encodes 779 amino acids. Gene Ontology annotation, molecular function: protein kinase activity; ATP binding; protein binding. The transcript is spliced from 11 exons. The record is from RefSeq and is a predicted model, not a curated record. Gene Ontology annotation, biological process: protein phosphorylation. Lineage: Eukaryota; Viridiplantae; Streptophyta; Magnoliopsida; Vitales; Vitaceae.
AUGGAAAUGCUACUUCGGGUUCUUAGUUUUCUAGCUCUUAAUAUGCUUCUUCAUGUGCAUGCUCAAACAGGAUUCAUAAGCAUUGAUUGUGGAGUGGAUGAGGACUACAUAGAUAACACAACCAAACUAUUUUACAGUUCGGAUGCAAACUUCAUAGACAGUGGAGAAAACAAGAACAUCCCUUAUGAUUUCACGUCCACAAUUUAUGAAAAACAGCUCACAAAUGUUCGAAGCUUCCCAAAAGGAGUCAAGAACUGCUACACCCUACCAGCAGACCAAGGCAAAGAUAAUAAGUACUUGAUCAGAGCUGUAUUCAUGUGCGGUAAUGUUCAAGAGUACAAUAAUCAGCUUCCAGAGUUCAAACUAUAUCUGGGUGUCGAAGAAUGGGACUCAGUGACAUUCAACUCGUCUUAUAAUAUCGUCCGCAGGGAAAUCAUAUAUGUCCCUAAAACAGAUGAAAUAUAUGUGUGUCUUGUUAAUACUGAUUCUGGGACACCUUUCAUUUCUGCAUUAGAGCUCAGGCCAAUUGAUGAUUCCAUUUAUAACAAAACUCAAUCUGGAUCGCUGGUGCUUUUUAACAGGUACAAUUUUGGUUCAGAAACCAGUGAGACAGUCAGAUAUGGAGACGAUGUGUUGGAUCGCAUAUGGGGACCCUACAGUUGGUCUUCUGGGGAAUCCAUCAAAGCACCCUAUAGUAGUUCUGGGUUAAGUGAAAAUCAAUUUAAACUUCCGGCCAAGGUAAUGGAGACCGCGGUAAAACCUGUGAAUGGAACUUCGUUGGACUUCUAUUUGGAUGGGAUUGAUUCAUCUCAAGAAUUUUACGUAUAUUUGCAUGUUGCUGAGAUUGAGACAUUGGUGCAAGGCCAGAUCAGAGAGUUUACCGUUUCAGUGAAUAAGAAAGCAAUUUCUAGUGCUAUCCAACCUCGGGAUUUAUCUUACAAUAGUCUAAAUGGAGAAGUACCAGAAUUUCUAUCUGAAAUGUCUUCCUUGAAGACCCUGAACUUAUCAGGGAAUAAAUUGACAGGUUCGGUUCCUUCGGCCCUCCUCGCAAAAUCUAACGAUGGAACACUGUCUUUAAGUUUGGAUGGGAAUCCGGAUCUUUGUAAAACCAACUCGUGCAAUACAAAGACGAAAAAGAAGAACUCGGUUGUUGUUCCUGUAGUUGCAUCCAUUGCUUCAGUUGUGGUCCUCUUAGGUGCAAUAUUUGCAGUCUAUUGGCGCUUCAUAGGAGGCGGAAGACGUGGUAAACCUGCUGGAGUGAAACCCAAUGAUCGAGAUAAUGUGUCACAAUUGGAGUUCCAGAAACCAGAUGUACCUAAUGAAGAAGAGAACUGGGACUCGGAGUUAGAAGAAAUACAAAAGGAAGUGAUCGAAACUAAUGGAAAGCUGGAGGCAAGGAAGCAACGUCUUAGUUAUUCUGAGGUUAAAAGGAUCACUAACAACUUUGGAGAGGUGAUCGGAAAGGGAGGAUCUGGAUUGGUUUACAAUGGCCGUUUAAGCAAUGGCAUUAAAGUUGCGGUCAAGAAGCUGUCACCUUCUUUGAAUCUAGCUUUUGAGCAAUUUCAGAAUGAGGCUCAGCUGUUGUCAACAAUUCAUCAUAGAAACUUGGUCUCUCUAAUAGGGUACUGCGACGAGGGUUCGAACAUGUUGCUAAUUUAUGAGUAUAUGGCUAAUGGGAACUUGAAAGAACAUAUAUCAGGUAAAAAUGGGUCGGUGUUGAGUUGGGAACAAAGAGUUCAAAUAGCAAUUGAGGCAGCACAAGCACUGGAAUAUUUACAUGAUGGUUGCAAUCCAUCCAUAAUUCACAGAGAUGUUAAGGCUGCCAACAUCUUAUUGAAUGAAAAAAUGCAAGCCAAAGUAGCAGAUUUUGGGUGGUCCAGAAGCAUGCCCUCUGAAAGUCAAUCUCAUGUAUCAGCUACCUUUGUUGUCGGCACUUCUGGGUACCUUGACCCUGAGUACAACAAAACUGGAAAGUUGACUAAGGAAAGUGAUGUUUAUAGCUUUGGGAUUGUUCUUCUAGAGCUUAUUUCCGGCCGGUCUGCGAAAAUUGAGGACAAUCUCAGCAUAUUGGAUUGGUUCUAUCCUGUUUUUGAAAGUGGGAAAUUAGAAGACAUUGUGGAUCCAAGGUUACAAGGAAUCUUCAGUACUAACUCAGCCUGGAGAGCUGUAGAGACAGCAAACUCUUGCAUACCACUCAGAUCCAUAGAGAGGCAAACUAUGAGCUAUGUAGUGAAUGAAUUGAAAGAGUGCCUGAAACUGCUAGAGAUGAGUAGCCCUUCAAAUACAGGAGUAACCAUUACUCGACCUAUUGGAACUGAAACCGGCCCUCAAGCAAGGUAGAAACAUUGACUAGUAAUGUGUCUGUGUGUGCAUGCUGCUUGUUGUCUGUUCAAUAAUUUCCAAACUUUCAUGAACAUAUGUACUUUAAAAGUAUGAUG